Pochonia chlamydosporia 170 is the source of this 1566-nucleotide messenger RNA. Its product is annotated as glycosyltransferase family 31 protein. The record is from RefSeq and is a predicted model, not a curated record. The transcript has a single exon. Gene Ontology annotation, cellular component: membrane. Gene Ontology annotation, molecular function: acetylglucosaminyltransferase activity. The coding region runs from base 1 to 1566 and encodes 521 amino acids. Lineage: Eukaryota; Fungi; Ascomycota; Sordariomycetes; Hypocreales; Clavicipitaceae.
AUGAGAAUCCUGCGAUGUAUACCCGUCUUGACAAAGGCAUGUUUGGUGAUCUUUUUGGUGACAUUCAUCUAUCUGCGGCUAUGGUCAAUACCCAAACGUGUUUCAACAGUCGCCAUUGCUAAUAGUAAGCACGACCAUGGAAGCGAACCCCACGGCUUUGACACUCUUAUGCAAGAUGAGGUAAACUGUCAAGCAGACCAUAAACAUCUUCUUAAUAUCAAGAAGAAGUACGAGCUUAACACUUUUACCUAUGCGAAGCGACUUGUGCGUUUUAAUCGGAAGAAUGUUCAGAGGAAGGGCAUGACCAUCCUUCCCCAGCGGCUCUUCACGGCCGGUUUCCAGUUCAUAGAUGCGAAUUCUCAAGUAGAGUCGAGCAUUCCUGGUUGCUCUCCGCCGAUCCAAGCCCCGGUAUCAUCUUCCGCUUUCCCACAGGGCGCUGAUGCUUCUGAGUUCAUGUUCGGCGUCUCCACUACCUACGAGCGCUUCACGGAGUGGUCCACUGCCUUUCUUGACGACUGGACGUAUUGGCUGACAGAUGGUGCCGGGAAGUCCAAUGGAGGAAAAAUGGUUCUUGCGAUCUUAAAUGCGGAUGAAGGACAGCUCACUGACGCCAGGUCUCUCCUCACCAAAACGGGUGUUGAUGUCGAUGUCAUAGCAGCCAACGCGUCGUUGCCAAUGGCUACAAGAUAUCUCUCCCUCAUCCCUACGAUGCAUACCCACCCCGAUGCUGGAAAAAAGAAAUGGCUCGUGCUGUGCGAUGAUGAUACUUUUUUCCCCAGCAUGAACGCGUUGAAGGAGAGACUCGAAGAGUACGACCACAAGAGAGAGCUGUACAUCGGCGCCUUAUCAGAAGAUGCGGUUGCAGUUCAGAGGCACGGGUCACAAGCAUUCGGUGGCGCCGGAGUAUUCCUAUCGCCAUCAAUAGCCUCGAGGGUAGCUAGCGCUUUCCAAAAUUGCACUUCCGAGGCGGAACUCGUCAAGGCCGACUGGCAAGGGGACCGACUCCUGCACCAGUGCAUUCAGGAACACUCGGACAUCAGUUUGACAAUAUUACCUGGCCUCUGGCAGCUAGAUGUAUCUGGGGACCCAGCAGGCUUUUAUGAAUGGGGGACCAAACCCUUGUCCCUUCAUCACUACCGCAGCUGGUAUUAUGCCACUCCCAAUCUUUAUUCUAAGAUCGCUUACGUCUGCGGUGAGGACUGUACGCUUCAGAGAUUUCAAACUGCAGACGAUUACAUCAUAACGGGAUACUCCAUUGCUCACUACCCGGUGGGUAUUUCAUUUAAUACGGAAGCCAUAGAAGCUACUUUUCGGGUCUCUGACGAAAGUGGGUGGAACUUUGCCUGCAAGUUCGGUGCUCUGAGGAAAUCGCUCACGGGCACAGGAAGGAAAAUAUCCUGGGAGCUCAAAGAAUCCAUAAUUCAGAAGGAUGGAUGCUUGCUACAGACAUAUAUCCGAAAGGGAAACGACACCCGGUGGGUAAAUACGGACAUCGGGGCCGCGGCUAGUCAUGACAGCGUGAUAGAGUUGGUUUGGGGCCCUGGUGGAACAAGACCUAUAAAUUAA